AUGAGACGGAUAAACGUCAUUAAAAAAAUCAAACCCCGCGCGCCCAGUGGUGACAUCCCAUCACUUUCCGCCCGAGUUAUCAUACUCCCAUUUCGUCCAAAGAGUAUAAAAGCGGCGCAUGGCGUUUCAACUAGCGAACAAAGAAACUGCUCGCCUUCACCCUCCGAAGGGGACCUUCUUCCUUUACACAUCCCCCUCCGCUGCCUUCUUUCGAUCCUCCGCUUUCUUUUUUUGGUCCUUUUCUUUUCACUGUUUCGCGUUCCCAAGAUGUCCAAGAAGAGAGUUUCCUACUUUAUGGAUCAUGACGUCGGUGGAUACUAUUAUGGAAAGGACCAUCCCAUGAAGCCUCAUCGAAUCGCUAUGACCCAUAAUCUUGUGCUGGCAUAUGGUCUUUAUCGCAAAAUGGAAAUCUACCGCCCACGUCAAGCCUCGCCCGAAGAGCUCAAAGAGUUCCACGCGGCGGACUACGUGUCUUUUCUGCAACGCAUAAACCCCGAUACCGCACCGCAACAUCUAGCCCAGCUCACCAAAUUCAACCUCAACCUCCGGCCGGACCUCGACUGCCCGGUCUUUGACGGCCUCUUCGAAUAUUGCCAAACCUCUGUCGGGGGGAGCAUCGACGGGGCCCGGAAACUCAUGGCGGGCACGUCCGACAUAGCCAUUAACUGGGCCGGCGGUAUGCACCACGCAAAGAAGGGGCAAGCCUCGGGGUUUUGUUACACAAAUGAUAUCGUCCUUGGCAUCAUUGAGAUGCUCCGCUUUUACCCUAGAGUGCUGUAUGUUGACAUUGACGUGCAUCACGGCGACGGCGUUGAGGAAGCGUUCUACGUCACCGACAGAGUCAUGACGGUCUCGUUUCACAAGUACGGCAACGACUUUUUUCCGAUGACGGGCGAUAUUUGGGAUAUCGGUGCCGGUCGCGGAAGGUACUACGCCGUCAACUGCCCGCUCAUGGAUGGCAUCACAGAUGCCCGCUACGAGCAACUCUUCAAGACUGUCAUCACAAAAGUAAUGGAGAUGUUUCGUCCCUCAGUCGUCGUUCUGCAGUGCGGCGCAGAUUCGUUGUGCAACGACCGCAUCGGGACGUUGAAUCUCACGCUUGAGGGGCAUGCCGCCUGCGUCCAGAUCACGGGGAUUCUUCUCGACAGAAAACUUGAUGACACCAUUCCCUACAACGACUACUGGGAAUAUUUCGCUCCGGAGCACAAGCUGCAUUUCCCGCCGAAGAAGAUGGUGGACAUGAACUCCAAAGACUACCUGGAGAAGAUGGUGGAAAAGAUCAUGGAAAACCUGCGCUGUUUGGAUGCAGCCCCGUCUGUGCAGAUGCACACUGUUCCAUCAGGGAUAAGUUACUUUUCAGACGACAACAAUGAUAAUCUAGACCCCGACAUGCGUGAAGAAAACGGAAGGCGGAAAGCAGACAAUGAGUUCUAUGACUGAGUGUGCUGCUGCGAGUGGUACGCUCCCUCCCUCUGCCUCUCCUUGGGAGACGGGCCUGCAGCAAUUAUUGCCAGGCUGCCAUUCUCCAACUUUGCGAAAAGCACCGCCUAUUCAAAAUUCAACUGUGCAGAAAUUGAUGCAGUGCGUACUUACGGACCUUCCGUGCGUCCUUCGUCCCCUUAGGUGUCAUAGGAUGUCGUUUGUAAGCUGUGCCGAAGAGCAUUUAUUUUCCAAAAAACGUGUUCAGGUUGCAGCUCCGCGGUGCAAGGUGGCACAGCACACACUCCGCGGAGAAUGGGCACAAGGAAACACGUCACACACCGCACAUAACAUGGGGUACUGUUCCAGAUACGUCACGCAAGCGCUAUCGGCAGACUUCAAACAGUAAUACGUAAAACUUGUCGAACAGACCGUGUUUUCCCGAA
Chondrus crispus (carragheen) is the source of this 1865-nucleotide messenger RNA. RefSeq names its product histone deacetylase. The record is from RefSeq and is a predicted model, not a curated record. The transcript is spliced from 7 exons. Bases 268 to 1440 code for a protein of 390 amino acids. Lineage: Eukaryota; Rhodophyta; Florideophyceae; Gigartinales; Gigartinaceae. Gene Ontology annotation, molecular function: histone deacetylase activity.